Scomber japonicus (chub mackerel) is the source of this 1882-nucleotide messenger RNA. Its product is annotated as transmembrane protease serine 11G-like. Gene Ontology annotation, biological process: proteolysis. The record is from RefSeq and is a predicted model, not a curated record. Bases 94 to 1740 code for a protein of 548 amino acids. Lineage: Eukaryota; Metazoa; Chordata; Actinopteri; Scombriformes; Scombridae. The transcript has 13 exons. Gene Ontology annotation, molecular function: serine-type endopeptidase activity.
AUCAGGGUCAACGAGGGAACCGAGCAGUUCAUCAGCUCCUCCCGUGUCAUCCGCCACCCCAACUACAGCUCCUACAACAUCAACAAUGACAUCAUGCUGAUCAAGCUGAGCGAGCCCGCCACCCUCAACCAGUAUGUGCAGCCUGUGGCUCUGCCCACCGGCUGUGCUCCCGCUGGCACCAUGUGCACAGUCUCUGGCUGGGGCAACACCAUGAGCUCCACUGCUGAUGGCGACAAGCUGCAGUGCCUGCAAAUCCCCAUCCUGUCUCACAGAGACUGUGACAACUCCUACCCUGGCAUGAUCACCGAUGCCAUGUUCUGCGCUGGAUACCUGGAGGGCGGCAAGGACUCUUGCCAGGGUGACUCUGGUGGCCCCGUUGUGUGCAACGGUCAGCUGCAGGGUGUUGUGUCCUGGGGAUACGGAUGUGCUGAGAGGGACCACCCUGGUGUCUACGCCAAGGUCUGCAUCUUCAACGACUGGCUGGAGCGCACCAUGGUAUCCAGCGCACACCAUUUGAUCAGUGAUCUGGCCAGGGUAGGAGCCAUCACAGUCCUUGUCGGACAGAAUGGGGACUUCCACACACUGGAGGGAUUUCUUUGUGAAGAUGAGGUGCACCUCACCUUGAUCAGUGUAGAUGUUGCCCCAUCCAGACACCAUACACAUGUCUCCAGGUUGGGCGCAGGCUUUGGGCAGGGCCACAGGCUUGACAUACUGGUUCACAGUGACAGGGUGUGCCAGCCUCAUCAGCAUGAUGUCGAAGUCCAGUGUCUGGUAGUCGUAACUCUGAUGCCAGUAGAUGGCAUCCACAGACAUGUACUGCUCAGUGCCCUCGUGCAUCCAGAUGUGGUUUUCACCCAGGAUGUGGGCGGCAGAGAUGAUCCACUUGUCGUUGAUCAGGGAGCCGCCACAGUAGUGGUAGCCAAGGUUCAGGGACACCUGCCAGGGCUGAGAAUGUGCUUUACCUGCAGCACCAAGGAGUGUAAGCACGAUCAGGCCAAUCAUCUUGUGGCUUCUUACGACCAGACUGGACCGGCAGUUCCUCGUGAGGAUGGCAGGAUCAUUGGUGGACAGGAGUGUGAGCCUAACUCUCGUCCAUUCAUGGCCUCCCUCAACUAUGGCUACCACUUCUGUGGUGGGGUGCUCAUCAACAAGCAGUGGGUUCUCUCUGUUGCUCACUGUUGGUACAACCCCUAUUACAUGCAGAUCAUGCUGGGUGAACAUGAUGUACGAGUGUUUGAGGGCACUGAGCAGCUUGCGAAGACCGAUACCAUCAUCUGGCACCCUAGUUAUGACUACCAGACCCUGGAUUACGACAUCAUGCUGAUCAAGCUGUACAACCCUGUGGAGGUGACAGCCGCAGUCGCACCCAUCUCAUUGCCCACAGGAUGCCCAGUUGGUGGGCUUCCAUGCUCUGUGUCUGGCUGGGGUAACACUGCCCUGGAUGGAGAGGUGAACAUGCCCACACGUCUGCAGUGUUUGGAUGUCCCCGUAACGGAUGAGCAGGACUGUGAGAACGCUUAUCCUGGUAUGAUCACGCGCAGGAUGUUUUGUGCCGGAUACAUGGAUGGAGGCAGAGAUGCAUGCAAUGGUGACUCUGGCAGCCCCCUGGUGUGUCUGGGAGAGGUCUAUGGCCUGGUGUCAUGGGGACAGGGAUGUGCCCUCCCUGGCUAUCCCGGUGUCUACGUCAAAGUGUGCGAGUUCCUUUACUGGAUUGAAGACGUCUUUGCAGCCUACCCAUAAAGAAAUUACUCAUUUUCCCUCCUCACUUCUUCAACUUAUUCCCCUCAUUUCUCUGCCCCACCCUCUACCUUCCCUCCUAUAUAACUCUUACCAAUUCUCCCUUUUUUGAGGCUUUCUCUUGUGCCUGAACUCUUUUGCAUUU